Polyodon spathula (Mississippi paddlefish) is the source of this 8129-nucleotide messenger RNA. RefSeq names its product CREB3 regulatory factor-like. Gene Ontology annotation, biological process: response to unfolded protein; regulation of transcription by RNA polymerase II. Gene Ontology annotation, cellular component: nucleus. Gene Ontology annotation, molecular function: RNA polymerase II transcription regulatory region sequence-specific DNA binding; DNA-binding transcription factor activity, RNA polymerase II-specific. Bases 297 to 2213 code for a protein of 638 amino acids. Lineage: Eukaryota; Metazoa; Chordata; Actinopteri; Acipenseriformes; Polyodontidae. The transcript has 9 exons. The record is from RefSeq and is a predicted model, not a curated record.
AGAUAAACAAAACAAACCAGAAAGGGAAAAAGCGUGGAGUAUAUAUGAGUGGAACAUUUUAUGCAAAUAAAGAUAUAAAUACUGGAAUAAUUAAAACCUCAGUCACCUUAUGGGGAGUUUUAGGAAAAUAAUUAAUAGAAGAGGACCAGACAAGCACGCUUUAGCAAGCCAUUGAGGCUAUAAAGAAAAAUACCCUGGUGUGAUGGAAUUAAUUAAUUAAAACAAAGCUGGAAACUACGGCCCCCGUGACACAACAAACAAGUUUGGAAUUAGACAAAGGGCAUCUGUGCUUGGCAAUGCCUCAGCCUAACGUUGGUGAGAUGGAACCUCCUUCUGGGGAUGCCUUUGAGAACCACACUUUUUCUGAUCAAGUACUGACCAGCACAGACCUGUUGGCUAGCAGUUCCGAUCCAGACUUCAUGUAUGAACUGGACAGAGAAAUGUCUUGCAGGCAAAGUCCUAGAGGUGAUGUCCUAUCAAUUGGGGUAUGCAAGGACAUAGAAGGAAUUCUGGACAGUGACCCGACAUCUAACUCAAACUUUGAACAGUGGGAUACAUACUGGGAAGACUUAACCAAGUACACAAAGCUAGCCAGCUGUGAUAUCUGGGGAACAAAGGAAGUGGAUUUCCUGGGACUGGAUGAUUUUUCUAGUCCUUAUCAAGACGAAGAAGUCAUUGGAAAAACACCGACCUUAGCACAGCUUAACAGUGAUGAUUCCCAGCCUGUUUCAGAUCUGCUUUAUCACCCUGAUCUGCUACCGAGUCAGAAAUCGAAUAUGCUUGCAUCUUCCUUAGGCGGGAAGAAAAUGCUGAGCAAGCUGCCCACUUCGUCUGCGUCUUCUGCGAGAAACCCCCUUCCAGAUGAUGCCGAAAGCUUUCAGAAAGCCACCAGGCCUGUACCCUCCAGCACAGAAACCAUCAGCAAAACUCAGACACAGAGCACUGAGGUCACAUCUUUUCAUUCUGAUACCAAGGGCUAUGUCAGGAAGGCUAAAGUCAGGAUCAAUACAGCACCACUCAGACCAGCAGCGGAGGACUCACAGGCCCAGGCUGGCAUUGACCUUGGGUUUUCAUUUAGUGAGUGCAGAGCGGCAGUGCCAGAAAUGAAAGCUGAAAAGCAGAGCACAGAGAUAACAGCUACUGCUGCGCCUGAGAAAAGAACCCCCCUAGUGGAGACCCAUGAGCUCUUCACCUCUCCUGGUGUGAGUCAGGGACUACUGCCCAGCAGUGCCUUGGUUCUGGACCAUUCUCAGAAGAAGGAAGAGCACAACUACUCUCUCUUUGUGACGGAUGAGGGCAUGGAGGAGCAGCCCAAACCAGAGAUGGAGGAGGAACAGGAGGAGGAGGAGGAGGAGGAAGAGGAUCUUGAAGAGCUGGAGCUGGAAGAUGAAGACCAUGACGAAGGGUUUGGGAGCGAACAUGAGCUCUCAGAGAAUGAAGAGGAAGAGGAAGAGGAUGAGGAGGAAGAGGAGGACUAUGCAGAUGAUAAAGAUGACAUGAGCGAUACCUUUUCUGAACCAGGGUGUGACAAUGACCCAGCGGAAGACCUGAAAGGGAUGCCAGCUGGAUUAUCCAGAAAGAGAGGCAAAAGAAGGUACUUCUGGGAGUACAGCGAGCAGCUGACGCCUUCCAAACAAGAACGCAUGCUGAAGCCUUCAGAAUGGGAUCGAGACACCCUGCCCAGCAACAUGUUCCAGAAGAACGGGCACCUCCAUGGGAAGUACACUGUAAAGAAGUCUCGCAGAACCGAUGUAGAAGACCUGACUCCGAACCCCAGAAAGCUUCUUCAGAUUGGUAAUGAGUUGAGAAAGCUAAACAAGGUGAUCAGUGAUCUUACUCCAGUCAGUGAGCUUCCACUGACUGCCCGGCCACGCUCUCGGAAAGAGAAGAACAAACUAGCUUCCAGGGCUUGCCGGCUGAAGAAAAAGGCACAGUAUGAGGCCAAUAAAGUGAAACUCUGGGGCCUCAAUACAGAAUAUGAUAAACUCCUGUUUGUGAUCAAUGCUGUCAAACAAGAAAUUGUAACCAGAGUGCAGAUUCUGAGAGAGGACAAGGGAACCAGCAUGACUGAGAAACUUGAGCGGCUCAUUAAGGAAACUCUUGUGAGCUCUCCUGUAGGUGGGCAGACGUCGGACUUUGUUAACCAGAUCCUGGAGAAGACGGCCGGCGGAGACCCAACAGGAGGCCUUGUGGGACUCCGCGUGCCGACAUAGAAAGUGUAACCUGUUGCCAUGGGCCAACAAGAACCAGAGGCAGAGAGAACCAUCCGCACCAUUAAUGUGACACUGUAAUCUUAUAAUGUUUUGCAUGUUCAUUUACAUCAAGAAAUACAUCUACAAACAUAAUAUUUAGAACUGUGCAACAAAAAUGCAGGAUCUCUGCAUUUACUGUGUUUUACUCGCCUUCCGUGUAUGUGGCUUGUAAUUGUCAUGUAGGAGCCACUAGUUACAAAUUAUGAAGUGAAAACAAGAGACAUUAUACCUGCCAGGGUAAAGGAAACAGCACUUUGGUGGGUAUGCUACAGAACUGAAACCUACAGCAAAUGCUAUCCAAAAUUCUUAGUAGUAUACAGAGUAAAUGCAAGAUAGACGGAGCAUAAAAAUUGCAAGUGGUUUAGAUGAGUUGGAGAUUUUGUUGGCCGUUUAGAUUCCAGCCGAGUAGGAAAUGACAAAAAGUCUACUCCUAGUUUAACAUUAGCCUUGUACUUGGAAUUAUGUAGUAUGAGUUUGGCAAUGGAAGGUUCCAUUAUUCCCUUUUAGCAUGUUUGAAAUCUGACAAAAGGGAAGGAGGUUAAGGAGGUGAUGGAGCAUAAACUACCAUAAUAAGUGGUUAAGCUAAUAGUUCACAUGUGAGUGCUUGAAUAAAUGAAAAAGAUGUUAAUUUUCUUCCAUAUACUUUGGUUGAAAUCACGACAUUUGGACUUUGUAGACGUUGCUAGUAUAGUGUAUAAAGUUUUAAAUUCUUGAGCUUAAUUAUAUAACUUCAUGCGUAUGUACAAAGUAAUACUCAUUGUGCCUUGUAUUUAAUACAGAAGUUUAAGGAAAGUAUGCUUUUUACAAAAGAAAAAAGUUUGGAUGAUGUAUAGUGCAGAUGGGUAAUUUGUGGAUUUGUAAUGUAUUUUAGCUCUUUAAACUAUUUUGAAUGUACAUAGGAAUAUUUGGAAAUGUAGAUAUAUGCCACAGAGUCUGUGUAUUGUAUCAUAAGAUGGCUCUGAAAAUAAUUUUGGGUUUUUGGUACUUUACCAUGAAAAAACUAUUUGCACACUAUAUUUUGAUUGUUUGUUUUUUGUACCAAAGAAGAAUGCAACAAAAAUGGCAAAUAGCCAGUAUAAGUAAGGUUUUGCACAGCUUACCUGAUACCGUAUUGAAUGUAGAAAAAGUGGUAGGGUCAGGGGAAUUCAUUGAACUGUGAAUGUAUUGCUUGGGUCCAAUUCUCAACAGGAGCAUUAAAACAUACUUUAUACAAGUUUGCUGUUCCUGUUGUUGGCUUCUGAAAUAGACAAGGUUGUUAGGAAAAAGAGUUUGGGAUUUUUUUUUUCCUUUAGAAAUUACAUAAAUGCAGUGUAUAUUGUACUGAUUUUUAUAAAGAAAAGAAUAGGAUAGAAGAACAUGGAGCUUUCAAUGUACAUUUUAUUUAGCUUGUAAAAUAUUACCAGAAAUAGCACUUGAUGGAUUAUUGUGCAUGAUACAUUUCUAAAAAUCUAGUUCAGACUGUUAAAAAAAAAAAAAAAAAAAAAAAAAAAAAAAAAAAAAACACACACAAAAAACCAGGAAAAAGUUAAAAAAAAAAAAAAAAAAAAAAAAACUUUAUUUUUGUACAGGUAGCCAAUACCUUUUUGUUGACAUAGCAGAUUAUUCCAUUUGAAAUAUAUUUAACUACAAAAAAAACAAAAAAAAACUUUUGCUUUGUGUUUGCACUGUAUAAUAUCUGAGGUUAUCUCUAUGUUUUUAGUACUGAAAUCAGUAGGAUGCUUUAUUUAUUUAUUUUUUUUUUAAGAGUGGGUCGAGGAAAUAAUGUAUGGUCAAUGUGUUUCUAGUUUCUUUGGACUUUCUAAUAUAUCUGAAGAUAGGUUUGCCAUUGAAGAGAGUGGAAAGGUAAAUGUCAGGUUGGAUAUGUAAUCUCUGGGAUGGAGAACUUUGUCUGCAGAAGACCAUAUAAAAGCGCUAAUAACGUAUUAGUAAACUAGUAAUUAUGUCUUUAAGGCCUGUAGUCAUAAACUGAGUUAGAAAUAUAAUAAUGUGGCUUGCAGUCAACCUUAACACAGUACUGUGUAAGUCGGUCGUAUACCAGUUUAUUAACAAAAUACCAUUAAUAUCCGUUAUUAUUUAGCUCAGUUUUGUAAUAUGAUAUUUUUAACAGUAUGGAAUCCCAUUUUCAGAGACAUAUUUCAUGUUCAAAAGGCAGAGCGGUGUAGCCCAGAUAAAGAUGGUAGAUUGAGACAGUUUCCAAGAAAGCUCACCUGGCUAACACUUAACAGUUUGAGAGAAAUUGAAAAUUACUUUAAUCCAAACAGUGUAUCAGAUUCUUUUCAGCCAAUCAAUUGUUUUUGCUUUUCAAACAACUUAUUUAUUUAUUUUUUUUAAACAUUAUUGUCAACACGACAAACAUAACAGGCAGAAUGCAGGAUCCUGUCUGUUCAGAGACACUGCUAGGUUUACAUUGUAGCAGAGUAUUGGUUCAAUAGUUGUACUUUGAGCUGAUUUAAGUAGAUCAGUGUAAUGUAAAUUUAUUUUUCUAUUACAUUUCACACUAAAAGACCAUUUUACUUACCAUAAGGUGGAGCAUGUUCUCUUGAAGUUGUUUGGUGAUUUCUUUAAAACCCACUUCUUAACUUGCUUCAUGCUAUCCUUUGAGCAGGUACCUGGAAACAAGCAAUCAGAGAAAAAAUAAAUGUAACAUACCAGAUAAGAGCAGGUUGAUAGAGUUGACCUCUCUCUCUCUCAAGACGUUUUAAUGAUAGUAUUGUCAGAAUCUAAUACAUGCUGUAUUUCUGGAACUGUGUGCUUUUCAGUAAAUUGAGCAUGUAGUUAGGAAACAGUUGGUAAUUUAACACUAGGCUAAUUCAAUUGACCCAGCUAAUAGAUACCAAAUAUAUUCUAUAAACUUUUACAGUAAUAUACAGUACCAGUUUACUAACUAGCAUACUAAUGUUCAUUCAUGAAACAUGUCCAUGUUUAUUUAGGGUAAGAGGUAUUUUAAGAUUGGCAUUUGACAGAAACCAGAAUUGAUUUAAAGUGUAGUUGUGUUUUUUGGGGGGUUUUUUUGGAGAAGGGGAAGUGUAAUGGAAACAUUUUAUGCCGUCCUGAAUGCAGUGUUUCACAUUGUAAAUAAAAUAAGCUGAAAUGUAUCUUUUAAAUGUUGAGUUUAUAUUAUAUUGAUAAAUAUAUUAGAAAAAAGCACUUUGUUUGAAAAUGAAAAAAUAAUAGAAUUGUGUCUGUUCCUGCCAUUUGCUGCUAAACCUGGGCUCAUCGGAAUGCUGCGGAGAUGGAGUCAAAUCUAGAAGCGGGCAGUUGAACCUCGAUUUCGAGGUUCUAAAGUUAUGUCUUCAGUUGUCUUCAUUAGUUUUCCUAUGGAAACUGGAUGCUGCUUUGGGUGUUCUUCAGGUUGAUAUACAGUGUAGACGCGUCGGUUCUGGAUGUUUCCAGAUGUUGUUGUGUUUUUUUUUUUUUUUUUUUCUCGUUUAUUUCUUGUAUUGGAAAAACGUGUCCAGGCGUAUUCACGGAAGCUUUAUUUUGUGAACGGUGAAAAAAAAAAAAACUGUACUGUAAAAGAGGUUUGCAGUGGGGAAACCAAUCAGAAACAAACUCCCAAUACCGUGCCAACCUCCUAGCCUUUCGCAAGUAAAAGUUCAAAUGAAACUAUAUUGCUUUGGCAAAUUAUGCUGGCUUCUAAGGUACUGAGUUAAGACACAGUGGCCAGUUAAAAUGCUAAAUCAAUGAAAUAGUUGUGUCUUAUUAAUGAUAAAGAAAUCAUCAGGCAUAUGUCAAACAUAGAUGCCAUGGGCUGUGUACAGCAUUAUAUUUAUUGCUGUCACCCCAGCACUAGUAAAGUGUUCUUGCGGGUUUUUACUUUUAACAAGACGAACGCAAGCUGUGCAGCUUUACAUUUUACCAGGAGACUCUGUGGCAUUUAAACAGUCUAGAAAUGGUUGUACUUCCAUGCCAGUAACUUUUUUUUCUGCUUCCUCUAUUGACAUUGAGACAAGACAUAUACAUUUAUGUUUUUUUUUUUGUCAAAAUAAAAAAGUAUCCUUAAUUGAGAAAAAACGGAGAUGUGUAUGUGUUCUAAGUGAUUUAUUUUUGGCAUGCUUUCAUGUUUCAGUUUGUAGUGUUGCGACAACAAUGCUAUUCACAACUACUGUUGAUAGUGCACUAUGCACACUUUACUCUUGUGUGUAAGGCUGUAAUUGCUUUAGAAAUCAACUCUCCAAAUAUAAAAAAAGGCAGGAGUGGUUUCCUGUUUGCUUCACAGACUUCAAAUUCUUCUACAUGUUACUACAGUCAAACCUGUUUAUAUUGACCACUGGAGUGAGUAUGGACAGGUCUUUUAUGAACAGGUGAUCUAUAAUACAAGUAUGACUGUACUACAUUUUGGUAAAUUCAAAAGAUAAUUCAUCAAAUAAAACAAUUGAUGAUGAGUAAUUUAACAAAGGCAAUAUCAUCACAAAUGUUUGCAGAUGUGUUGAUUCUUGACUCUUGAUUAACUUGUGGAAUGCUAUAAUGUUUAGGAUGAUUAGCGAAUUGGCUUAAACUGAGAGGUGGAUUCAUUUAAAAAAAAACAGAUCUGCUGCUAUAUUCCCUGUCUAUUGAACUUCCAGGUGUAGGAGAACAUGUCCUGAACACACCCUCACAGCUAUAUAGAUUAUAUUUGUUUUAAUUGAAUCCACCCUUUUUAUUGGGCAAUUAAGAAAUACAAAUACAUAACAACCAGAACAAACCCACAAAUUAAAAAGUGCCUGCUUUAUCAGGUGCCUUACUUCUAAAAUAAAAAUUGAAUCUAUAGACUUUAUUAUUAUUAUUAUUAUUAUUAUUAUUAUUAUGUGCAAGAUUAUUUAUCCCAUCAGGCCAAGGUUUCUGAAUGUUUUUUUUAGAUUUAAUUACAUAUUUAAAUCAAUGAGGUGGCUCACAGUUGAAAUAAACAGUGGUUCAGGCACAAUUUUCCUUGAAAGGUGAAUGUUGUCUACCAUCAACGAAUCUUGAAAAGAGACAGAUUGUCAGAUUCACUAAGCAUUUGCUACAGGAAAAGGUGUGCAGAAUGUUUAUUUUUUACAUUAUAUCCCAAAUUCUCAGACAUUUUAAAAUACAUGUUAUUCUGUAAUAUCAUCAAAAUCUACAAGAUAUUCUUUCUAAUUUUGUAACGUUACUAAUUGGUCCUUUAUAUGCAUCAAACUUUGCCCUGGGGUACUUUCAUUGUCAAUGUGUGGUUUACUAGUUAGUGAGACUAUCCAAAGAAUGCUGUGAUUUUCAUUCAAAAUAAUUUAAACUUGUUUCUCAUUAAAGAUCUCUGUAUGUUCUGUGGUUAACUUAUUUUUUUGCUAUCCACCGAUAUUUUGUAUUUCUUUUGUAGUUAUGGUCUAAAUCUGUAAUCUAUUGCACAAGUCUGAAUUUACAUGAAUACUUCACUGCCCCCCUUUUUCCCCCCAUUCAGUUUUCCCAAAUUUGAUGUUGUUUUUAAUAAAUCUUUGCUUUAAUUUUAUAACAUCAAAAACGUGUGUAUGAAAAGGAAGGAGGACCAUAGCUGGGUUAACCAAACAUGUUCAAAUGAUUUUGUGCCCAGAUGCUAUCGCUGAGUGUAUCCUCAUGGAAGGAACAUUAUUAAAUGGCACCUUUGGUGUCACAUUAAAUAACCAGUCGAUGUGUCUCUCAAUUUCGUACAUGACUAUUCCAAUUACUAUCUGGCAGUUGGCUUUAAGUUGUUCUUUUCAGUGAACAAGCACACGCAUCUCUAAGAGACACCGAAUGAUUUGCAGUUCUAAGAUGUCAAACAUUUGACAGUGCAUCAAUAAAGCAAAAUGAUACUUGGUUUGCUCCAGAUUUGGUCUAUUGUGCUAAAUUUGCUGCAGUUCCUAUAUAUAUAUAUAUAUAUAUAUAUAUAUAUAUAUAUAUAUAUAUAUAUAUAUAUAUAUAUAU